This is a messenger RNA of Podospora pseudopauciseta, 851 nucleotides long. RefSeq lists its product as uncharacterized. Bases 214 to 651 code for a protein of 145 amino acids. NCBI's taxonomy places the organism in Eukaryota, Fungi, Ascomycota, Sordariomycetes, Sordariales, Podosporaceae. The transcript has 4 exons. The record is from RefSeq and is a predicted model, not a curated record.
UAGUCACUGCCUUUGACACAAAACUCAAACGCAGGUGAAUAUCCCAUCAGAUAACUGUUGCUCCCAUAAAGUCCCACCCCAUCCUGCCUCAUGUAUCAAAUACAUUCCUUAUCGCGCCUCAAAAGCUUUCUCUCAUAUGCACCCUAAUCCAUCACCUCACCACCACAAACCUUUUCAACCAACCACCUAUUCAAGUCAACAUAGUGCUUCACAAUGCCCAAGAACGUCUUUGACUGGGAGCCAAUCUGCGCCACCCUCAUAGAGGGGCGCGGUCCCGCAGACCUCCCUCCUCCGGCACUCUUCAUGUCAACCGCCAGGGCCCUCAUUGUCAAUCUUCAUCAGGAAAAGAAGAUUCCGAUUCGCAGACUCAUUCGUGACUGCAAGGAGAUGAGAGACAAUAGCGGGGACGUCUUCAAAAUACAAUUCGGGAACUUGCCGGUGAAGGUCAUCAUCCGUCGCCAGUUCUUUCAGCUUACUUUGACCUGGCUGGAGGGCAUGCUGCAGAAGGCUUAUGAGACUGCUGUUGCUGGGGUGGAUGAUUAUGAUGGUGUCCCAAGCGACCAGGAUAUUCUCAACUCGGAGCCUGACUGGGAGGAAGUCACUGGGUUGGAGGAUUGGGUCUGGGUUGAAAAAACCGAUGUCGAGGCUUGAUUGAGCUUGGAAGACAGCCUCGCUCUUCUGUUUCUCAAGAACACUCCUUUCUGAGGGUGUCAUGCGGUGCAACUCAAAAAUCCAUCAAGAAAGCCAGACGAGCUUUUCCAGGUAUUAACCUUUCAAUACCUUAUCUGUGAUUUUUUGUGCCACGUACUAAAGAGCCACAAUUUUCUCAUGUCAGCACACAAAGGUAAUGC